Plasmodium gonderi is the source of this 366-nucleotide messenger RNA. Its product is annotated as 50S ribosomal protein L20. The record is from RefSeq and is a predicted model, not a curated record. Lineage: Eukaryota; Apicomplexa; Aconoidasida; Haemosporida; Plasmodiidae. Gene Ontology annotation, molecular function: rRNA binding; structural constituent of ribosome. Gene Ontology annotation, biological process: translation; ribosomal large subunit assembly. The coding region runs from base 1 to 366 and encodes 121 amino acids. The transcript is spliced from 2 exons. Gene Ontology annotation, cellular component: ribosome.
AUGAAGUUACCAAGAGAAGUUGUUUUUCAAGUAGCUAAAGGAUUUAGAGGGAGAAGCAAAGGAUGUUUUAAAAUUGCACGUAGCAGGGCAAUGAAAGCCUUGUUACAUUCCUACAUUAUGAGAAGGCAGAGGUAUAGGAGGUUGCGGGUUCACUGGAUAGCUAGCAUAAAUAGGGCCUGCAGAGAAUGGAACUUCACGUAUGCGCACUUCAUGAACAGUCUACUAAAUAAUAACAUCAUGUUAAAUAGAAAAAGUUUGUAUAACUUAUGCUACACUGAGCCAAUAAGUUUUAAGUGCUUAGUAGACGAAUCAAAAUAUGUUUUUUUCCAAAGGAAACUAAAAUUUAGAGACAUAUCUCAAUUGUAA